UAGAAGUCACAGCCUUCCGCAAGUUCCGUGUGUGUUGCGGAAAAAUCCCUUUUGGGCGUCCGACCACAUGUGUGAAUUAUGAACAAAAUAUGGUUCUUUAGUGAAUUUUCGUUCUAAAUAGCCGAUUUCAAAGUGAAUUACACUCGGUAUCGAUAGAUAAAGCGCAUGUGGAGCGUCUAGUGUCGAAAAAAGUUGGAACUCGACGGCGGAAGUGCAUUUUUUCGAUGUAAAUACGGGCCAUCCAGGGUCAGUCUGGUGCGCCGCGAGGAUUUCUUGAAUAUUUUCAGGCAGUGUGCUCUUGUGUCGCGCUCAACAUUCUCGCGUGUGCCUAAAGAAUAUCUCGACCUUCACCGCUGGUUCGAUCGGGUCACGUCCUGUGGGGGAGUCGGGUCGCGAUUUGCGGUACAGACGGCAGCAUGCCGUCGUGUUGAGCAGCAUGGAGGCGCGCUCGUGAUCGUCGUUCGGCGCGGAGCGCGCGCCCGUUCUUAUAUAACGAGGGCAGCGGCUGCGGCGGCAUGGCCGCGCGCGUGUCCGUCGAGGGCGCCGGGCCCUCGUACGCAUCAGUGCUAAACUUUCGGGGAGCCGAAAGUAACAAGGAGAACAUUGAGGCGCCUCCGCCGGGGGAGGUGCCGGAGGUGGUGGUGCGGCAGGUGGAAGUGGAAGAGGAGGAGGGCUUCGUGCCUGUGAUAGCGCACGGUCGGAGGCCGGGCAAGCCGCGGCGCGAGCGAGAGCGCCGAGCGCCGCCGCGGCCGCACAAAGCAGGCCCUCAGCCGCCCACAGACCCUCAGGCGCCGCCGAACCCUGACCAACCGCAGCAGGAAGAUGAGGAUCAACCCAAGAAGUUUGUCGAAGCACCUAUCCCAAAGGUCAACCCCUGGCAGGUGCGAGGAGGCAGCACCGGAGUCCCGCCACCGGCGCCUCCGGCGUUAGAGGAGAAGAGGUCGCCACUGCAGCCUCAGCAGCAGGGCAGGGCGCAGCCCCCGCCUCAGCCAGCGCCGGUUGUUCAACCAGAACCAGUGGUCGCGCCGCCCAAGCCCGCCAUCGUAAAGGCGCCGAAGAUACCGAAGGUCAACCAAAAGGCAUCAGACUUCACGGACAUCGGCGACUGGCCGACGCUAGGCGCGGCUGUGGCCGGCGCUGCGCGGUGCCACUCCACGCCCCCGCCGUCCGAAGAGACGGCCCACCAUAACGGCAGCGCGGACCAGGAGCGCAAGCCGCUCGAGGAGCACCAAGCCAAGGUGGAGAAGGUGGAACCAACGCAAAACCACCAGCACAAUGACAAGCACCACGAGAAACACAACGACAAGUCUAAAGCCGCAGGAAGUGGCAAAGGGCCGCACAAGUCCGGCAAGCACAAAUGGGUGCCACUCGAUAUCGACGUGAAAGCUGCGAGGCCGGGCAAGCAUGGCCCGCCGCACGCCGCCAGGCCCGACAAUGACACGGUGUCGCUGAACGGCGAGGAGCGGCGCGGGUCGCUGCGCGCGCGCGGCGGGGCGCGGGGUGCGGCGCGCGGGGGGCGGCGUGCUGCAGGGGGAGCGGGGAGUGCAGCCCCCCGCCCCGCCUCCGCGCUGCCCGCGCCCGUGCACGUCUUCCACCACGACUACCACCACGACCUGCAGCAGCUCCGAGUGGCUCAGCCGGCGGUGGCGCAGGGGCUCGUGCUGCACUACGGCGGCCUGGGGCUGCCGCCGCCGCCCAUCGCCGCGCCGCUGGCGCAAGCCUUCUACUACGGCGCCGCGCACGCUACUAGCGCCCCCUAUGGACUAGGAUUGGACCAGGCCACGCUGAAGGACCUUAUUAAGAAGCAGAUCGAAUACUACUUCAGCCCGGACAACUUGGCGCGCGACUUCUUCCUGCGCCGCAAGAUGGCCGCCGACGGCACGAUUCCCGUCACGCUCAUCGCGUCCUUCCACCGCGUGCGGGCCCUGACGCCAGACGUGGCGCUAGUGCUCGACGCCAUACGCGACUCGGACAAGCUACAGCUGGUCAACGGGUUCAAGGUCCGAACGGCGUUCGAGCCAACAAAAUGGCCGCUGACCGACAUAAUGAUGAACGAGGAAGAGAAAAAGUCCCCGGAAGACAACAAGGAGAAAGAAGACAAACAGAAGGAGCAGAAGAGCGUAGAAGAGAAGGAAGCGCAGAAGGCGCCCAGUAUAGGCGGGCAGGAGGAGAAAGUCGAGACUAAAAAAUCGGAAGCGCCCGUAGAGACCAAACCAGAGCCCUCUCCAGAGACUGAGAAGGCUGCUGAAGAAACGAAAGAGAAGGAAGCUAGAGAGAGCGAGACGGAAGAUAAGAAAGAGAAGGAUGACAAACGCGAGAGCGAUGACCCGCCGCUACAAAAUGAGGGAGAGGAGAAACCGGGAGAGAAACGGCGCAAGAAGCAGAUGGUGGGCAUCUUCCCGCUGGCCACGAUGGGCGGGCCGCUGGUGGCGCCCGUGUCCAGCCUGCUGCGCGCCGUGCCGCCGCCGCCGCUGCCCAGGAUGUUCCGGACCCGCGGCGCGGGCUCCCCGCCGGCGCACGAUCACCUCAACCCCGAUGUGGCCGAGUUCGUGCCACAGCGCAAGACAGAAGAACCCGCCGAGAAGCAGGACGGCUCUAGACAGACCUCCGGAGCCGGCAGCCCUAGCUCCGAGAGAAGCGGCCCUGACGUAUGGACUGAGGUGAAGCGGAGGACGAAGGCGGGCAGCCGCGAGCGCUCCGCGCCCGCCCCCGCGCCCGCGCCCGCGCCGCCCGACGAGGCUCCUCAGCGCGAGGAGCUGCACUUCCAGCUCGACGAGGAGCUCGACCUGCCUCCGCCCAGGCACAACACCUUCACCGACGGAGACGCCUGGUCGGAUUCGGAGUCUGACUUCGAGCUGUCCGACCGCGACGUCGGUCGACUCCUGAUCGUGACGCAGACCGGCGGUCGGGCGGUCAAGCACGACGGCCAUGACCGCCAGGGCGACUGGAACACGCGCACCAAGAUCUCGCAAGAUCUCGAACAGGUCAUAACUGACGGAUUGAGACGCUACGAGGAAGACUUGUGGAACGACACGGAUUAUACUUCGUCUCACGGCAGCCUGGGCUCGCACUACCGCACGGUGUCGCUGAUCUCGCGCGAGCAGUUCGAGGCCACGCAGCCCAGCGAGCGCCACUCCAACCCCGACCAGCCGCCGCCGCCGCCGCCGCGCCCGCAGAUGGUGGAGCAACAAGAACAAGGCAGCAAAGCGAAGAGGCCGCGCCGCACGGCUCGCUUCUACGCCGCGAACAAGGACCCCCACGCAACUGACGUUAUUACAAGCCGCAAGCACAAGACGAGGCACAGCCUGAAUCCGCCCGUAGAGCACCAUGUCGGGUGGAUCAUGGACAUCCGCGAACACCGCGCCAGGACACACAGCACCGGGUCUUCGCUGGGCACAUCGCCGACGCUGGGGUCUUCCUGCGGCUCCGUGCCGCAGUCGCUGCCCACCUUCCACCACCCGAGCCACGGGCUGCUGCGCGAGAACCACUUCACACAGCAGGCCUACCACAAGUACCACUCGCGCUGUCUCAAAGAGCGCAAGAAGCUGGGUAUCGGGCAGUCGCAGGAAAUGAACACGCUGUUCCGAUUCUGGUCCUUCUUCCUCAGGGACCACUUCAACAGGACCAUGUAUAACGAAUUCAGGACGCUAGCGAACGAGGACGCCGCGGCCGGCUUCCGGUACGGGCUGGAGUGCCUCUUCCGGUUCUACUCGUACGGGCUCGAGCGCAAGUUCCGCCCCGAGCUGUACCAGCACUUCCAGCAGGAGACCGCCACUGACUACGAGCGAGGUCAACUGUACGGCUUGGAGAAGUUCUGGGCCUUCCUGAAGUACUACAAGCACGCUGGAGCUCUGCAGGUGGAGCCGAAACUGCAGGGCUACCUCGCCAAGUUCAAGAGCAUUGAAGACUUCCGCGUGCUCGAGCCGCAGCUGAACGAGCUGCUGGCGGCGCAAGGACCCGCAGCCCCCGGGCGCGGGCCGCACGCGCGCGCCUACGACCGCCACCGCUCCGUGUCCGAGAGCGAGCGCAACCACGCCCGCGCCUUCAGCCGCCCCCUGCCGGCGCCGGCCAGCAACAACAACAACCGCGGGCGCGCCGGCUCGUGCGGCGCGCAGAGCGUCGUCGCCGGCGCGCGCGUCCGACCCCCGCCAAAAUCCAAACCCGACGCGCCCCCGGCGGGCCCCCCGCAGUGAUGCGUCGCAUUUGUUACGGACACACAUACUUACAUAGUGCAUAGACACGGUCCUAGUGUGCGAGUGUAGUGUUGCCGGUGGCGGCAGCGGAGCAUAGCAUGCUGUAUAGAGCCUAGCUUGUACGCAUCGACAAUAAACAACGCUACGCGACGAACGCACGACAGUCGCGCGUCACGGCUAGUCUAAGCUACAUGAUAACAUAUAUUAUAUUUUUGACAUUGUACCAUAUUCGAGCCCAACUUCAAAUUGCAGUCAUCUUAGUUAUAUUCAUUUUUCUAGCGUAUAAUUAAUAAUAUAUAAAAUAGUUAAGUUUUUUUUGUUCGCUUGUCUAGUUAAGGAUUUUUUGUCAUGGCAACACUAUUAAUACUGACGCGAUAUUUGUAGGUUCUCUUAGGCAAUGUAAAAUGUACAGUUGUUGAUAUUUCGCCGAUAGUCUAAUCGAAACUAGAUAAAAAAAAAUAUAUAGUCCUUUUUUUGAGAAACGAAAUUGUCUCAAGACUGGCUUGCCUGUGUAUCGCGGUGUAAGCUGACGUGAGCUCUGGUUUGAAAAGCGUGAAUUUUCUGAUGUAUAUUUGACUAUGAUUUUCGCGGGUCCUGAAUUAACUAUUGUUUAAUAUUUACAAACAUUUCUUAACUAUUUGAAGUCUAACUAGAGUGUGACCAAACUAAAUUUGCAGUAACUUUUGACUAGUCUUACUUGUAUGGUUCAGUUGGUGCAAAAUUAGUUUAGAAGGACUCUAAAAAGAAAAUGUGACUUAUGUCGUGUUUUAUUUAAAGUUGUACAUUUAUUUUUUUUAAUUUGGGAAAUUUUAUGCUAUUUCUACACAAAAUUAUCAGCUCUUUCAUUUAUUAUAACAGAGAAAGAAUCCAAAAAUGUAUAUUUCUAUUUCAUUACUAUUUUUCAUAGACUUUUUGUUAGUAAUGGUAAUGAAAACUGUAUUAAUAUUUUGCAAUUUAUAAUUCUGAGUAGAAAUAAUAUAAAUUUUCAUAAGUUAAAAAAAGUGUAGGUUCAAUUUGAAAUAAAAUGCCUUCAAAAUAUGUUUUAUAUUAAACAUAAGUUCAAUAUUAAACUCAGAUUAUUUUGUAUAAGUUGCACACAGUUCAGAAAUGUCUGUAUGUCUGUCUGUUUGUCCAGGGCCUGCCGUAUACUGCCACUUAUCAUUUAUGACUUGCACACAUUUACCCCGCAUAUAAUAUGAGAUAGCAUUGAGAUGAAAUGCGUAUGUAUAUAAUAAUAAACUGUUAAAUAUUUUAAUCGUGCUAUUUUGUAUUAUAUAAUAUAAUAUAAUAUAAUGUAAUAGCAAUUGAACGUUCAAACGAAGCAUUUUAUGAAUUAUUGACUCUGUUUGAUUGGUGUCGCUAGCGUUUGAAACUACUGACAAUUCUUUAUUCUAAUUAUAUAUUUGACAUCUGCGAAUAUUUUUCACGUGUGGCAAUAACGUACAAAAGAAGGCUACAUAUCUGAAGCGCUCUUAGGUCGAUAGUCCACUAUCAUAUGUUUAUCAUAGAAAUAUAGAAACUUGGGAUUAGUCAUUGACAACCAGCUGAGGUUUGAGAAGCAUAUAGGAGAAUUAGUGAAGUCGUGUUUUUUUCGUCUUAAGGUCUUAUACCAAGUACGAUACCUCUUAAAUGAGGAAAUUCGUAAGUUGUUGUGCGAAUCACUGGUACUCUCUAAGUUAAAUUAUGCAGACAUUGUGUACGGGCCACGACUAUUGGAAAAAACUCGUCGUCUUAUCCAAAGAGUCCAAAAUGCCUGUUUCCGUUUUUGUAGCUCAAUACCACCGAGAACACACAUUACACCAUACCUUAACAAAGCAUCCAUAUUAAACAUGUCCUCACGGAGGCACUUACAUCUAGCUAGUCUCUUAUUUGGCGUUUUGAAUGACAAAAAGCCCCAUUACUUAUUCUCUAAAAUACGCAUAUCCUCUUUCCAUGAACGACAUGGUACACGGUCUACCAGGCGCUGUCUCCUAGAAGCUCACCCUCACAAAACUGUUGCUUUUACAGGCUGUCUCCGGUAUCUCGCAACCAGGUGCUGGAACAAUAUCCCGCCCCCGAUUCGUCAAAUUAAAACUAAAUUUACUUUUAAACGUUAUUUUAAAAAAUAUCUUUUAGAAAAACAAAGUUUGGGUAUCCCUUAUGGCUACCUGGUUGCAGAUUACCGGAUUUAGCUUCAGCUUUAGCUCUAGCUGUAGCAAUUAUUUUACUAUCUAUCGAUCCAACAGAUCAAACACACAUUUCUUUUCAUCAUAGCAUUCAUCUCACUCGUUUCAUAGGCAAUUAUUUAUAGAUAUUUUAGGUAUAUAAUUUCAUCUCUUUACAAUAUUUCUUAUUCAAUCAAUUAUGUGUUAUCGUGAUCUGAUCCGGUUCCGGCAGAAUAUCAGUGCUGCUGCCUCAGGGCGUA
Leguminivora glycinivorella is the source of this 6597-nucleotide messenger RNA. It is a transcript of the gene larp, whose product is annotated as la-related protein 1. Gene Ontology annotation, biological process: positive regulation of translation; mRNA stabilization. The transcript is spliced from 28 exons. Bases 516 to 4193 code for a protein of 1225 amino acids. Lineage: Eukaryota; Metazoa; Arthropoda; Insecta; Lepidoptera; Tortricidae. The record is from RefSeq and is a predicted model, not a curated record. Gene Ontology annotation, cellular component: cytoplasmic stress granule; cytosol. Gene Ontology annotation, molecular function: RNA cap binding.